AUGAGUUUUGACACAUCGGAUGCUGAAAAUACCGACAAUAUGGUAGCGCAGCUGAAGAACUUGACCUAUGUGAAUGCCGGGCCUGAUCCAGUGAAGCAGGUGGCGUAUUAUUUCAAACAGUGUGUGGCUGCCAGUAUGAAUUGGACUAAUGUGGUCAAAAGUGGAAGUAUGGUAAAGUCUGCGAUCGAUAAGAUGGCAGCAGGAGAGUCUAAGUACGAGAACGAGACACAGUUUCCGUUUUACAUGUUCGACCAGAAGGCAAGCGUGAAACCGUUCCCUGACAGAGUCGGAUUGGGUUACCUUCUAGGCUACCCAGCAGGAGAGAAUGGAGCACCAAAUUUGGUGUCACCGUUUGUGGAUACUAAUUGGAAAGAUCCUCAUGGAACGGACGGCUAUGCAUUCUACAUCGAUCAACCAUCGACACUGUUACCGUACACAUAUCACGUGAAAGCAUGGAACACAUAUCAGACAAUAAUGUAUAACGACAUAAUUAAUAACAUGAACGCAUACGCCACUUCACAAGGAGUCAAACUCGACCAGGCAACACUGAGAGCUGACGCCUCGAGCAUCGUUAACCUCGACCAUCUUCUCGCAAUAACUUACAGUACCGACGAUACGACACGUAGACAGUCUGAUCGUAGUUAUAAUCCAAUGACUAUCAGCCAACUCACACAGACCUAUCCCAAAAUCAGUUGGCAUACGUUUAUUCCAGAAGCUGUUGGCCCGGCUCAGCAUGUACUGCAAAAACUACUCAUGGACCCCACAUACAAGUUUAUUGUGAUGGAGCCUGCUAAGCUACAGGCACUCCACGACGUGCUUGGCAAUGAAACUAGUAAGCGAUGA
Molecule: messenger RNA, 843 nt
Organism: Cooperia oncophora
Lineage: Eukaryota; Metazoa; Nematoda; Chromadorea; Rhabditida; Trichostrongylidae
Source: the annotation of a GenBank genome assembly